Molecule: messenger RNA, 439 nt
Organism: Rubroshorea leprosula
Lineage: Eukaryota; Viridiplantae; Streptophyta; Magnoliopsida; Malvales; Dipterocarpaceae
Source: the annotation of a GenBank genome assembly
GCAUCUCUUUGGUGGCAACAAAUAAAGAUUGGUAAUAUAAUUAGUUAUUUAAAUUUAGCUUACUGUUUGCAUAAUUUACUUUUUAUGAGGAUUGGGUGGGAGGUUUACGUGAAAUGCUAGAUUUGGAAGCUGUCUACCAGUUAUACAGGCCCAUGUCAUCAGAUGGUAGGAUUUCCAUCCAUCAUUCCAUGCAGCAGCCGCCCAGUAACAUGGUGCUAUCAGUUUACCAGCUUGAGAAUGCUGCGUUUUUUAGAGUUUAUGCUCCCUUUUCGGAUUACCUCCUUCCUCUAUUGCUUUCCUGCUCUCAGUAGUCUAUUUCUGGAGCGUUGGUUAUCUUUUUCUGUAUCUGUGGUUGAUGAAUAAUUUGGAGUUGUUUCUGCAGGUUCUAAGUUUUAGUUUCUUUCAUUGUAUGGUAUGUAAUUAAACUUAAUAGUUUUAU